AUGCUGCUAUUCCUUGUCAUUAAAUAUUUCAUUGCUCUAAUAGCAGUAAUAUUAUUAUCAAUUGCUGAAACAAAUGCACAGUGGGAUUUUAAUAUAUUUUCUUACAACAAUUGGGCAGGCGCCCGUUCGUUGAACAAUAAUCCAGUGCUUGAUGAUCGAGCUCCACCACCACCUGCAGCACAAGCAGCUCCAGCACCAGCUCAAAGAGCACCGGAUCCUCUUGGUUCAUUACCUUCUGCACUUCUUUUGACUUUGCUUGCAAGCAGAUUGACUGAUGGAGGUUCCCCAUAUCCUCAAUAUCCUUACUACAGUGGAUACGGUGGAUAUUAUCCGUAUUAUUAUUACUAUGGUCACUACCCAUACUACUACUACUAUUAUUAUGGUUAA
Cercopithifilaria johnstoni is the source of this 387-nucleotide messenger RNA. NCBI's taxonomy places the organism in Eukaryota, Metazoa, Nematoda, Chromadorea, Rhabditida, Onchocercidae. The record is from the annotation of a GenBank genome assembly.